AAAUAAAUAAAAUAUCUUUAUAUAACAAUAUUAUUGAGCAGCAAUAUAACAAUAUCAUUAAGCAACAGCAUGACAAUAUCAUUGAGCAAUAUAAAAAUAUUACUGAGCAGCAAUCUAAUACAUUAUUAGAAAUGAAUUCUAUACCAACUAAUAAUAACAUUAAAAUUCUUACUUUAGACAAUGUAGAUAAAUUGAGUUUUUUAAAAAUUAUAGAAGAAGAAUCUUUAAACAAAAGAAAAAUAAAUAAAAUAGACAAACAUUCAAAUGACAAGUUAGAAGAUGAAAUUGUGAAUAUUGAAAACUUUGAUAACUUUUUACAAGACUAA
Molecule: messenger RNA, 326 nt
Organism: Cetraspora pellucida
Lineage: Eukaryota; Fungi; Glomeromycota; Glomeromycetes; Diversisporales; Gigasporaceae
Source: the annotation of a GenBank genome assembly